GUAGUGCGAAUCCUAAAUUCAAUCGCGGCUUCCGGCCGUUUUCCGUUUUCUAGGCGCUUAGACAAUAAAAAUCAAGCGUCUAUUUAAAUUCAAAAGCGGAAAAAUGUCAACGAAAAAUUAUGAAACUAUAGUAGAGGAUGUGAAGGCGGGACAUAUCAGCAAUAUACAACAUCUACUAGAGAUCAGUAAGGAGAACCAGCUUCUUCAACAGGAGAAAAAAGAUCUGAAAAACUCAUUUUUUUAUCAAGAAAAAAAGCGAUUAUAUCUGGAGUACCUGGGAAAGGAAAGGAACACAUGGCCAAGUGUUGAAAAAACUGGAGAAAGGUUGAAGGCAAGUCGUGAGGAAUGGUUAAAGGUGAAAGACAGACUGGAUGAAGAGAAAGACAAAGUGUAUAACAUCCUGGAGAAAGUAACUGAAGAGCACAACUUGUUACUGGGAAAAGUUAAGACGCUGGAAAACAAACAAGAGCUAUUUGAGGAAAAGAAAAAAUCAUGUGAGAGUCGUAGGCAGCUUGACCCUAGUUUGACAGAAACUGCAAUAUCAAAGUGUAAACAUGCCAUUGGAACUAUAGAAGAGGAAGUAGCAAAGCUUAAGGUGGAGAUAGAAAACAGAGAGCAAGAAAUAUGUAGAUUAAAAACUAUGUUAGAUGGUAAAACUUACACCAGGAGUAACAACUGUGAUGACAAGAAAAUAGAGAGAUUGAGAAAUAUUGUAAGUUUUCUAGAAGAAGUUAAUGGACUUACAGUUCAUGUCAGUGGACAAAAACAACUAACUCUAGUUUUUAACCAAAAUAACUCGGAGUUGACCCGUCUGACCUCACCAGAGGAUUCUCUUAACCUUGAGAUAACCUUGACCUUCAAUACCACAUGUGAAGAUGUAAGAUUGUGUGAUGUAAAGAUCAAUGUUGAUCAUUUUGAAAUCAGUGAUAUAGUUGACACAGCUAUUGCUAUGAAUGAUGUACCUUAUUUGGUGUUGUCAGUACAGAACAGAUGGAAUCAACAUUUCCCAUUGCUCUCAGAAAUGGACAUUCUUAAUAAAAAUCAUGCAAUAGAUUGGAUACAAGAACAAUGCAGAUUGAGAGUCCUGGUUGGCAAGUGUGGUAAAAUAAUGUUUACAUUACAUGUACCUAAAGAUUACCCAUCAACAAGGGAGAUUACUCUGCUUGACUAUUAUGGUUUAGACGAUGUGGAUACUGAAAAGCUUCCUGACAAAAGCUCAACAUUACUAGAGUGGGUUUUAUAUCUAGAGAACACAUAUGGUGAUUGCUGAAUAACAAUAACAAUAUGCAUCCAAAUCUUACUAUAAUCUCACAAUGUUUUAAGGGUAUAUAGAUGUCAGCUCGUUAGUCUGUGGGACUCGGUCUUCAGGAUGAUAACAAGAACAAGGAAUGAGAUACUGUAACAAACUUAUAAUAUAACAAGCUUAUUUAGGAUUGCUUUCAGCUGCCCUCGGGUCAAGUUUCUUAUAAAGAAAAUUGGUUCCUAGAAAAAAACUAGAAAUUUGAUGUUUUACUCAAACUUAAUAAAUAUGCUCCUUGUUUCUUGUUGGAAAGUAAAUGCUUAUAUAAAAUGGAUUUACAGUGAAUAUAUUUUUUUAUCAGGACAUAGGAAGUUGUGAUAUAAUCCAUAAGAAAAAGAAGUAUUGUAUUUAAUAAAUGUAAAGUUUUGAUGUUUAACCAAUGCAAUAAAUCAGUUGCUACCAAAUGUAUUUUAUUUCUUCAUCUUUGUGUAUCUUUUCAUUAUUUAGUAAACAAUGUUUAUUACCCGGA
Ruditapes philippinarum (Manila clam) is the source of this 1769-nucleotide messenger RNA. RefSeq lists its product as uncharacterized. The transcript has 10 exons. The coding region runs from base 104 to 1270 and encodes 388 amino acids. The record is from RefSeq and is a predicted model, not a curated record. NCBI's taxonomy places the organism in Eukaryota, Metazoa, Mollusca, Bivalvia, Venerida, Veneridae.